This is a messenger RNA of Pichia membranifaciens NRRL Y-2026, 355 nucleotides long. RefSeq lists its product as hypothetical. NCBI's taxonomy places the organism in Eukaryota, Fungi, Ascomycota, Pichiomycetes, Pichiales, Pichiaceae. The transcript has 2 exons. The annotation marks the transcript as partial. The record is from RefSeq and is a predicted model, not a curated record.
GAAGAAACAACAACAGCAACAGCAGCACUCGAAGCACUAGCACUAGCACCAGCACUCGCAUUAGCAGCAGCAGCAGAAAGUGGCUGUCUUCGUUCUCGUCUUGUUCCCAGGAGUCCCGCAUUGCAGUAUCACUCUGUAUUCACGAUACACAAAGCUCACUUCGCACAGCAUAAACAUUUUGCUACGGUUCGUUAGUCAAGUUGCGUCCGACACAUCAUCACACACACGUCCACAUAUAGUUCAGCUUAGAUUACCGUCAUGUCUAGGGAACAAUCGCAAAUUCAAGUCGACGAUGAAAAUCAGCAGCAUCAGCUCUUGAGAGCCAAGUCCGAUGCAAACCUUGUCAAUAGCAAUG